Sinocyclocheilus grahami is the source of this 950-nucleotide messenger RNA. RefSeq lists its product as uncharacterized. Lineage: Eukaryota; Metazoa; Chordata; Actinopteri; Cypriniformes; Cyprinidae. The coding region runs from base 153 to 950 and encodes 265 amino acids. The record is from RefSeq and is a predicted model, not a curated record. The transcript is spliced from 3 exons.
GAAAGGGAUGCAGAGCGUGUCAGGAGAAAGGUGAAGAGAAUCGAUGUGAACACUGCUUCAGAUGUGGAGUUGUGGGUCAUGCUGCCCGGGGCUGUAGAGCACCAAAUAAUCCAGAAGAAGGUAGGAGCGAUGUAAAAAUAUCUGUUCAUUCCAUGAGACCAGACAGCUCAGCCUCUAUCUUGGGUUACAGUGGAUCACAAGAGAAAACUCAAGAGCUCCUGCGGCAAAGGAUUAAACAGCUGGAGGCGGAGCUAGAGCAAAGAGGAAAAACAGAGCAUGCUAGAGCUACCACCUAUGCCAACCACAUACCCUUGCGACAUAAAGCGAGAUUGGAGAACCUCAUUGGUCCAAGUUGUAUGGUUGACUGCUUCUUUGAAGGCAUGCCUAUGCAGGCGCUCUGGGACACUGGAUCGCAGGUGACCAUCAUCAAUGAGGAAUGGAAGAAAACUUGCUUUCCUCACAUUGAGACACGCAGCCUGAGUGAGCUGCUGGAAGAAGGUGAAACACUCAUUGGCCGAGCGGCAAACCAAACCGAUAUACCCUUCUCUGGAUGGGUGGAGCUGAAAUUCCAACUAGGGCCGAAAAGAGGGUCCCAGGCAGAACUCUUGGUGCCUGUGCUUGUCUCAAAUGAACAAGGCGUGGGGCAGCCCCCAAUCAUUGGCUACAAUGUUAUUCAACAUCUGGUGACAGAGGGAAUGGAGCAGCACCCUGAUGUUAUCCCAGAAGUGGUAAAGGAAGCUUUCUCCUGUCAGGAUGCUAAUGAAAAACUGUGGGACCCACCAGUGUCAAUUGAUCAUCUCACACCAGAGCAACAGGGAAAAGUUAAGCAGCUGCUGAGGGAGGAGUAUGCAGCAUUCUCAAAGGAUGAGAAUGAUGUGGGGUACAUCCCAUCCCUCCAAAUGAAAAUCCAGGGCUGGUCCUUGUGUUUCAAAGCAGGAAGUCCUGUUUGA